AUCCCACCCAUUAAAAAUUAAUCCAAUCGACGAUGGAGUUGUUGUUGUAAGGCGGGCUUAGUGGGUUUUCUAAUCGAUGAUUGGAUUCUCCCUCCUCGUUUAGCCAAUCACAGGUCUUGUUCUGCUGCUUCCUAGAGGGAUUUUAUCCAAUCACCUGUGUCCGUUUCUGGCCUUCUGCCGCUGAACUGCAGCGGGGUGAACGGAGAGGGAGAGGGAGAGCUGGCCAGGAAAACAGCGCGCACUGGUUUAUUCAUGUUUUGUUGCACUAAUGUACAUGGUUUCAGUUCAGAUGACUAAAAACAGCAAGCAUAGUAAAGUUGCCUGCUGACCCUGAUGCCGCCACAUGGAUCCAGGUGGAAGUGAUCUGGAGUCGAGUCUGCCUCAGACUGAGAACCCCUGCCUUAUCGUCGAAGACUCCCAGCCUGACAGUGUGGCCUUGGAGGACGACCCCGAUAGUAGUUACCGUGCCCUGCUCUCCCGCCGCCUCUCUAACCUCCAGCCCACCUCCCACAGCCCGGUGCUGGAACUGAUCGCUUCCCCUUCAAAAGGCAGAUGCACUGAAAGUGACAGCCGGACUGAAAAGUGUAACAGUGUAAUAGAGGCUGACCAUUUUCCGUCUAAUCUGUGUUCAGCAGCUGCAGAGCAUAGUCAAGUAUUUGAAGUUUGCUCCCUUCCUAAUUCAAAAAGGAACCAAGAGGACAUGGAGUCUGGAGCUGAUUCCACCACUCACUGUGCACAAACCGAAGAAGGAGUAUCUCAGUUUGGACUCCUGGAGCUGUCCGAGAGUCAGGGAUUAAAUGUCGAGGCACAAAAUAUAGAGAGUGGUGACGAGGACGUAGAGGUGACACCUGCCAACCUCCGGUCAGCAGACAGCCCGAAAACAACCAACCAAACUGGAUUGAAAAGCUCUUCUAGGGAAUCAGACAGUCAAGAUGACAGAUUUCGAAGGCCAGAGGUGAGCUCCAGCAGUGCCUUGGUGCCUCAGAGGAGAGAAGGCAGAGAGCUGAGUGUCCAGGACAUACUCCACUCUCGGGCCUCUGAGUCUGUAGAAGAUGAGGAUAUGGAUGUUAUGUCAUCCCAGGAUGAUAUGUUUGACGGAGAGAGGAAUGAGGCGGGAGCCUGCUCUUUGGGAAUGCAGUCCUGCAAGACAGUUCUAGGAGGCUCUAAGGUUGACAGCACAGUAGCAGAGCUUGAGAAUCAGCAGGAGCAGCAUCAGCAGGAUCCAACGUGCACUCCUGCUCACAGCCUCCGCCUGCUGCAUCUGUCUGGCCAACAAACACUGGUGCAGGAGAGCCUGUCACAGCAGUCUGUUGAUUUUGUGGCAGCCACCCAGGACAACGUAAGCCAAACACCACAUAUUGUCCCCAAUUCACCAACAGGACAGGAGAAUGAGCAAGAUUUUAACGAGGCUACAGCACCAGCAAAGGACACCUCUGGGACCCCAAAUGACCAAGCACAAAAAGGGCAGGAAGAACCAAUGGAUGUGGAUCCUGUCCCAAAGCCCACAGUGUCAAAUGUAGUGUCCCAGAAUUCCCCCAGUAUUGCCUUGGAGAAAAGCCUGUCCUUGCCAUCACAGCCUGAAUUUUCACAUGAUGUUUUUGUGCCUACGCCAUCCUUGGAAUCUGGGGUCUGCAGUCAAGGUCCAGAGGCUUUGAAGAAAAAGGAAGCACCUAAAGAAAGUCCAUCAACAAUCCUCGAAGCGGAAGCAUUCAAAAAACCUGCCGACUGCCAGCCUUCUCAAGUGGCUACGUGUUUUCAGUUGGAGCUGGACAGUGAAAAUAGUGUUUUUGAUAAGAAAACUCAAGUGUUCACUGUGGAUGAUGACAGUCAGGCCACACAGAUUGAAAUACAGGGGCCUAUAGGAGAGGAUGAGAGAGACUCUGUCCCUGUGCACCACAAUGAGAAAACUGACAAAAGCAGCAUGGAUUGUGGCCUUAAUAAAGCUGCUAAUUUACAAGGGAUUUCCCAGGAGCCUGAUCUGAAAACUACAGAAAAUGAAGAAUGUUCCUCUCAAAAGCCGUCCUUGCAGUCUUCAAAGGGGCAAAACGGGAAAAUAAAUGACAGCGUGGCUAAAUCUCAGGAGAUUCAGUGCACUUCAAACACUGUGGCCUCACAGCAGAUGGAUGAAGGGGGUUUGGGUAAAGAUCUGACCUUGAGUAGUUGCUCACAAAGCAAAGAACAGGCUGGGAAACCCACUAGCACAACCCCGGUUCCAUCUGAGUCUCAAUCCCAAUCCGUCAUAUUCUCUCACAAGAAUCCUCCAGGUGAAGAACAAGGAGUUGAACGUGACCAAAGACUGAGCCAACCCGUGUCUCAAAGUCACCGCCUCGAGAGUUUUAGCAACACUAAGGAUGUCGAUGAGGACAGAAUGGAUGAAGGAGAGGUACAGAGCACUAGCAGGACCGAAGGCUCUGGGUUCGGCCUAGCACUUUCUCAGAGCCAGGUCAAUUCUCCAGAGCCGAAGGCGGAGGAUGGCGGCGAAGUCGCCCAAUCUGCAGGCAGCAAGGACGAGGAGAGCCUCAGCGUCGUAGUCCUGGAGGAGAGCGAGAGAAUCUCCCAGGAGCAAGAACAUGUCGAGAAGUCACCGGUGUUCAGUUGUUCCUCACAGCCUGUCAAAGGAUCCCCGAAGGAGAAAUCUGGGCCUGACAGAAAAGUCACAGGCUCUCAGCCAAACAGCUCGGGCCAGAAUUUGCAGGUGGCCUCUAGAGCUGGUGCCAGUAAAGCACAGGCUAGUGAUGGAGCACCCAGUGGAGGAUCACAGGUCCUGAAUGUGGCCAACAAAAGCCUGAGUGACAGCUCUGGAGAUCUUCCAUUCCACUUCACGCUUCCCAGAGAAGGAGAGCUGAUAGGGCCUGCUGCGAGUGCUACUCCUCCACACGUCAGACAAUUAAAGAACACACCGCUCCACAGCACUCCUAUCGAAACAAGUACUUUCCGUGAGCGGACAGAGGCCGGCGUUACCAGGGAGACCACGAUGGCAGCCAGUGAGAUCUCAGUCGAGGAGAGUGGAGAAGGAGAGGAACUGGCAGCUCAGGGGGAUGAUGGGAAACUGAGUCUUAGAAUGAAGGUGGUGACCCCUGUAGAAGAGGGCAGCUCAGGGUCUGAGCGUUUCAGUCUACAAAAACCGUCCUUAUCAGAUGAGGAAGGCUCCGUUACCAAGGCUACUGCUGUUUCCAAGGCUGUUACCAGCCCUCAAUCCAUCUUCACUCGGGUUCGUGAAGUUCACAGGCAGCUACAGGUGGAGGGAGAAGAGAUGGAGCCCAGCGAUCUGUCACUCAGACGUCUAAGCCAAACCGCCCUCCCGAGCAGCGAGAGCCCUGAUCUGUCUCCCGAGGCAGUAGGUAAUGGUACACCAGAGCAGUUAUUACAGCAGACCAACGGCACUGUCAUGCACUCAGAACCUCUGGCUGAGGUGCAGUCCUCCACAGCUAAAGAACAUGAAGCUCCCAGCACUUCUGGACAGGCACCUCGCAAGUCACUCCCAGGCCAGAGAGCUAUGUCUCAGCAAACCAGCGUGGGCUUGUCCUCAGCAGCAAGUCCUCUAAGCAAAAGAGCAGCAUCCCAGCAGACCAGCUUUGAUGCCUCAGGACCACAGCUCCCAUCAGGCAGGGGGGAGCCAGUCACUCCAACCCGCUCACAGUCAGGCCCUUCUCACCGCAGACACGUCCGUACCAUUCAAGAAGUGCGCACUACUAUCACUCGCAUUAUCACUGACGUGUACUACGAAGAUGGCAGGGAGGUGGACCGUAAGGUCGUUGAGGAGUCUGAUGAGCCAGUGGUGGACCGCUGCGUCAUGGACAGCGAUGUCUCCCCUUCGCGUACAGGAAGCUCCAUGACCUCAGGAGACCUGGCUGAUGUGAGCUCGCUUUCGUCCAAGACUGCAUCCCACUUCAGCUCCAGCGGGACCAGCAGCGGAGGUCCAGCUCCCAGCAGGAUCGCUGACUUUGUCAUGCCUCCCAGCCGUGGAGCAAAGACCGGCAGCCCCAGGCGAGGGGGUAGACAGGCAGUGGGGUUAGAGCUAACAGGCGUUUGGGGUUCUCCGUUCACUGCCCCGCUGACCCCUCGAGGCCACGGGCGUCGAGGAAGACCCCCCUCACGUGGUCCACUGUCCAGAGGUGGAAGGUCAGCCCAGAGAGGAGGAGGUGCUCAUGGCCCGGCCGUGUCUUCGUCUGAAGAUGAGCACCUGGCUCGUACAAACGCACGUGUCCCCUCAGGCCGUUUGGACACACUGAACACCAUGUCCCCUGAGAACAGUGCAGGGAGCAGUAGCUUCAUCGGGCUGCGUGUGAUGGCCAAGUGGUCGUCCAAUUCAUUUUUCUACUCGGGGACCAUCACUCGGGACCUGGGAGAGAACCGCUUCCGGCUACUGUUCGACGACAAUCAGGAGUGUGAGGCCCAGGGGAAGGACAUCCUGCUGUGUGAUCCCAUUCCGCUGGAGACAGAGGUCACGGCGCUGACUGAGGAGGAGUACUUUAACACUGGUAUAGUGAAGGCAUAUAAACGUCAAGGUGCUGAGUUGCUGUACUGCGUAGAGAAAGAUGGCCAGAGCACAUGGUACAGCAGGACUGCAGUGAUUCUCACUUUGGAUCAGGGCAACCGCCUGAGGGAACACUAUGGCCUCGGGCCUUACGAGCCCUCCACUCCUCAGAACAUGGCAUCUGAUAUCAGCCUCGACAACCUUGUAGAAGGAAAGCGGAGGCGUCGAGGAAACGGGAAUGGGCCUGGUACGCCAAGCAGCAGCUCCACAAACAGCCCACGAACCCCAGCGAAAAGGAAACUUACGAGCUCCACGGAGGACGAGAGGACACCGGCAAAGAGAGGACGCAGAGGGGGUGGGGCCAGAUCGGGUUUGAGAAUGGCUCCAUGUGACACCUCUGGGAGUGGAGCUGAGAUGCCUUCUGACACCAAUGACCUACUGGUGAGCCACGGCCCUCUUCCUGAGAGCACGUCUCUCUUCAUGGGCUUUGUCUUCAUGUUAACUGCAUCCUCUGACAACGACAGGAAGCCCAACCAGACUACCAGCGAUGCAGAGGAAGAAUACGUGCCGACGGCUCCAUAUAACAAGCAGUACACCGAGAGGCAGUUAGAGGCUGGUGGAGGAAUGAUCCUUCCUGAAUUUAAUGAAGAACAGUGUAAAGCAGCGUAUCAGAGCCUGUUGAUCGCAGAUAAGCAUUGCCGCACGCAGACAUACCUGCUGUGUGUGGCAGGUGGAGUUCCCUGUGUCUCUCAGAUCUGGGUGCGAGACUGCUGUCAAGAGAAGAAGCUGAUGAACUACAGGAACUACCUGCUUCCUGCUGGAGUCGGGCCUGAGAAACGAAUCGUAGAAUGGCAUACACGCUGUAACCCUUUCAAAGCUCUGAAGGUCCUGCUGGUUUCAGAAGAACGUGUGGAUUUGUGGACUUCGUUGCUCACCAUGUGUGGAGCUGCAAAGGUCCAGCAACAUAAACUAAGCAGCAACAGUUCUGAUAUUUUAGCAGAGGGGUUGGACCUGGUGGUGUCUGCGUGUCCUGCAGAGGUGCUGAAGUGUGUGACUGCCCUGAACACUCCCGUGGUGUCUCUGGAGUGGCUGGUUCAGUGUGUGAUCUGUGGAGAACGUCUGGCCUAUGACAGUCAGCCUGAAUAUCAUCAUGAUUACUCUUCUUCUUAGGCUUGGUCUCUUCUGUAUUUUUUUUAAACAUCCUGUACUGUUUUAGCACCUGCCUGCUUUUACUGUAUAUAGUUUUAAAACUGUUUUUGGCAUAAUAAACUGUGUGUCUCCUUUUUUUUCCCC
Molecule: messenger RNA, 5770 nt
Organism: Ictalurus furcatus (blue catfish)
Lineage: Eukaryota; Metazoa; Chordata; Actinopteri; Siluriformes; Ictaluridae
Gene: tp53bp1
Product: tumor protein p53 binding protein, 1
Exons: 30
Coding region: 344-5647 (1767 amino acids)
Biological process (GO): DNA damage checkpoint signaling; positive regulation of transcription by RNA polymerase II
Cellular component (GO): nucleus
Molecular function (GO): histone binding
Source: RefSeq, a predicted model, not a curated record